Molecule: messenger RNA, 213 nt
Organism: Adineta steineri
Lineage: Eukaryota; Metazoa; Rotifera; Eurotatoria; Adinetida; Adinetidae
Source: the annotation of a GenBank genome assembly
AUGGCACUUGUUUAUUUUGCUGUUUAUGAUUGUGAUGUAUUUUCUCGUGAUGAUAAACUUGCACAUUUUUGUUUACCAUUAACAGUAAUGCAAACAGGUUAUCGUCAUAUUCAUUUACGAGCUAAUAAUAAUGAUCCAAUACAUUCAACAAUAUUUGUUCGUGUUGAUAUUGAAGAUGUUGAUGAAGAAGAUAUGAUAUAUGUACGAUUGUAA